UAUAGCAGAAACUAGUACUGAACAACAUGGACAAAAUCUGGAUUUUCAGAUAUUUUACGUUGUUAUUUUCAAGUACAGGGAUCUACGUUGUAGGCCUAUUUCUAAUGUCGUUAGCCUUACACCAAGUGGCGAUGUCUUUUAUUAUAACCAAUAAGGUGGGUCUCGAUAGACAACGGUAUGUUGCCGAGUUGUCUGGAAAACAUUUCAUGGAAGCGAUGCGUCAUAACAAUGUUAGCAACACCACUGUCGGUGAACUUGUGGUUACGACAACGUUCGACGGACAGUAUUCUACAGAAGUAUCAUCUGACGACGACGGACAGUAUUCUACAGAAGUAUCAUCUGACGAUGUAAGCCAAAGCAUUGCUGAUCGUGGGCAGGCUAUAUGCGUACAAAAAACGUCUAAUUUUCAUGGCAGAGAAGCUGUAGAUUUCAAAUAUCAUCAAUGGAGUUAUCUAGAAAACGCCUUCAAUGAUACAUUACGAGGCGGACAUUGGAGACCCCGGGGAUGUAAGGCCCAGUUCCGGAUUGCAAUCAUUAUUCCUUACCAAGAUAGGGAUCGCCAUCUAAAGUUAUUCAUAUCGAACGUCAUACCCAAACUACAACGACAAAUGGUGGAUUACACUAUAUUUGUGGUGGAACAGGCACCAGGAAACCAUUUUAACCGCGGAAUGAUGCGUAACAUAGGAUUCGUUGAAGCCAGUAGGAAACAGAAGUUUGACUGUUACAUAUUUAACGACGUUGACACCAUUAUUGAGGAUGACAGAAACAUGUUUAUUUGUGACGCACAUCAUGUACGUCACAUUGGAUCUCUGGUGGACGUGUUUAAUUACACACUUUUGUACAAAAAGCUAAUUGGAGGAAUUCUGAGCGUGACCUACGAACAGUUUGUGAAAGCGAAUGGUUAUUCUAACUCCAUAUACGUCUGGGGAGGCGAGGACGACGACUUAUUCGACAGAUUUCGUAAAUAUGGUUACAAAGUGUCUCGACCUCCAGCCGAGGUAGGACAUAUAACGACCCUCAUCCACAAACGGAAUUAUGACAAUCAAGUAAGUGAAGCGAUUUUAAAAAAGAUCAGGAACCACGAUUCCAAAGACGGACUGAAUACGCUGGACGAUAAAUACUCACUGGUUAUUAGUGAGGAAAGACAACUGUUUACGUGGCUGUAUGUACGUGUUAGCGAAGAACUUGUCCUAAAGAGCCUCGAAAAAUUCGAGAGCAUCGAACACCACAAAGGAAAAGAAUACAUAAAAGGAAGUGUUCGGAAUAAACCUUGGAACAAAGUCCAUUUAAAAGAAAAGACAAUUGCACCUUCGCCCUCGCCUUCAUCUUUACCACCUUCCCCUAUACCGUAGUCUGGCGGUCAUUGGGCGCCACAGAUGACCUGGAAUCUAGCUCCUUGCAUUCUUCAGAGGGACCGAUUACCUGUCUAAUUCUGGUUGGCACCUCCUCAAAGGAGAUACGGUCUCUGUACCUGAUGCCAAGGGGCUUUCUAAGACAUAUCCAUGACCGGUAUUCUUCUUUCUAUGUCUGCUGUUUAUAUCUAAGGUUUCCGUGAGAAUGAGAAUAUUGAUAUGAUUAGAGAGCACAUCAAUGUUGUCCAACGUUGAACGGAUGGCGGUGUUCUUUUCGUUGUAGAUCUUCCUUAAGUCUGCAAAUGCUGCUAGAGUCUUAACAGAUCUGGCGAGUUCUUCAGUUUAAGAUCAUUCGUCUGAAACGAUUGCCCCGGACAUUUUGAAUCGCCAGUGCUGACUGUCAACUCAUAGGUUUCCUGUGCAUCUGUCAUAAUUUCUCUACAAAGACAUCUUACGGCAAGUGGAAUUACAACAAAACAAAGUAUCUCAUGCCUCUCCAUGACGAUAUACUACGAAUAGUUAUGGUUGAAGAGUAUGUGAAAUAUUUAAACGUGCUUCCUAGUCCAUGUUUAUAAAUAAAAUGUUAGAGUUAAAUUUAAA
This is a messenger RNA of Pecten maximus, 1952 nucleotides long. Its product is annotated as beta-1,4-N-acetylgalactosaminyltransferase bre-4-like. Gene Ontology annotation, molecular function: glycosyltransferase activity. NCBI's taxonomy places the organism in Eukaryota, Metazoa, Mollusca, Bivalvia, Pectinida, Pectinidae. The record is from RefSeq and is a predicted model, not a curated record. The coding region runs from base 27 to 1352 and encodes 441 amino acids. The transcript has 7 exons. Gene Ontology annotation, biological process: carbohydrate metabolic process.